AUGUGUGAUAAGAUUAGUUCACGUCCUUCAAUAGAAGACAAAUAUGAACCACAAGAAAUAGUCCAACAAGCUUCAAACUCUUUUGAAAAAAUUCAGGAAUCAAGCUCAAAUGAAAAAUCAAACUUCAAACUGGAUGCGGAAGAACUUCCAUCUGUAGAAUCUGAUGAAGGUAGAGAACCAACAGAACAAGAAAUGUCCACUUUAAGACAUGUUUCAUCUUCAAUCCCAUUAAGUUGUUGGUUGGUUGCAAUUGUCGAAUUAGCAGAAAGAUUCUCCUACUAUGGUUUAUCUGCUCCUUUCCAAAACUAUAUGCAACGUUCACAAUCCGAUUCACCAAAAGGUAUGUUGGGUUUGGGUCAACAAGGUGCUACUGCAUUGUCAUAUUUCUUCCAAUUCUGGUGUUAUGUUACUCCAAUUUUUGGUGGGUGGUUAGCUGACACCUAUUUAGGUAAAUUUAAUACUAUUUGUUGGUUCUGUGGUAUCUAUAUCAUUGGUAUUUUCAUUUUAUUUAUUACUUCUGUCCCAUCUAUCACUAAUCCAAAAAUUGCCUUGGGAGGUUUCAUUACUGCUAUUAUUAUUAUUGGUCUUGGUACUGGUGGUGUCAAGUCCAAUGUUUCUCCCUUGAUUGCUGAUCAAGUUCCUAAAUCUAAACCAUAUAUUAAAGUUACUAAAAAAGGUGAAAGAGUCAUUGUUGAUCCAAGUGUUACUAUCCAACGUGUUUUCAUGUUCUUUUAUAUGAUGAUUAACAUUGGUUCUUUAUCCGUCAUUGCCACUGCACAAUUGGAAUUGCAUGUGGGUUUCUGGAGUGCUUACUUGUUACCAUUCUGUUUCUUUUUCAUUGCUCUUGCUGCUUUGUUCUUGGGUAGAAACCAAUAUAUUAAAACUCCAGUCGGAGACAAGAUCAUUGCCAAAACUUUUUCAUGUGCCUGGGUUGGUAUUAAAAACAAUUUCAACUUGGAUGCUGCUAAACCUUCAUUACAUCCAGAACAAAGUUACCGUUGGAAUGAUCAUUUUGUUGAAGAAGUUAGAAGAGCCAUUUCUGCUUGUUGGGUUUUUGUUUUCUAUCCAAUCUUUUGGGUUAUCUACGGUAGUAUGAAUAACGGUCAAAUUGCUGUUGCUGCUAAUAUGGAAAUGCAUGGUUUAAGUAACAGUUUAAUGACUUGUUUCAACAGUAUUGCUAUUAUUGUUUUCAUUCCAAUCAUUGAUAAACUCUUUUACCCAUUCAUUAGAAGAUUCACUCCAAUGAAACCAAUUGCUAGAAUCACCAUUGGUUUCUUCUUUGCCUCAGCAGCUAUGGUUUACUCAGCCGUUUUGCAACAUUUCAUCUACAAAGCAGGUCCAUGUUACGAUCAUCCAAGAGCUUGUGCUCCAGAAUAUGCUGAUGUUCCAAACAGAGUUCAUAUUGCUCUUCAAGUUCCUAUUUAUGCAUUGAUUGCUUUAGCUGAAAUCUUUGCUUCUAUCACUGGUCUUGAAUAUGCUUAUAGUAAAUCCCCAGCUUCAAUGAAAGCUUUCACUACAUCCAUCUUUUUAUUCACUAAUGCUAUCGGUUCAUUAUUGGGUAUUGCUUUGUCUUCAACUGCCAAAGAUCCAAUUAUUAUCUGGAAUUUCACCGGUAUGGCUGUUGCUGCAUUUGUUGCCGGUACUGCAUUCUAUCUUAUUUUUAGAAGAUACAACAAAUUGGAAAGUGAACAACAAGCUUUGGAUUAUGAAGAUGAUUCCAAUGAUCUUCAACCAGUUACUUCAUUUGCCCGUUCUGCCAAGAGUGUGGGACUUUAA
Messenger RNA from Candida tropicalis MYA-3404, 1776 nucleotides. Its product is annotated as peptide transporter PTR2. Lineage: Eukaryota; Fungi; Ascomycota; Pichiomycetes; Serinales; Debaryomycetaceae. Bases 1 to 1776 code for a protein of 591 amino acids. Gene Ontology annotation, molecular function: tripeptide transmembrane transporter activity; dipeptide transmembrane transporter activity. Gene Ontology annotation, biological process: transmembrane transport; oligopeptide transport. The transcript has a single exon. Gene Ontology annotation, cellular component: plasma membrane; fungal-type vacuole. The record is from RefSeq and is a predicted model, not a curated record.